Mucor velutinosus is the source of this 1632-nucleotide messenger RNA. RefSeq lists its product as uncharacterized. Gene Ontology annotation, molecular function: chromatin insulator sequence binding. NCBI's taxonomy places the organism in Eukaryota, Fungi, Mucoromycota, Mucoromycetes, Mucorales, Mucoraceae. The coding region runs from base 1 to 1632 and encodes 543 amino acids. Gene Ontology annotation, cellular component: chromosome. The record is from RefSeq and is a predicted model, not a curated record. Gene Ontology annotation, biological process: regulation of transcription by RNA polymerase II. The transcript has 2 exons.
AUGAAAGCAAAAAGUAGACACAGAAGUGUUAUGAUUGCAAUCAAACGAGAGGUAUCGACAACAGACGUUGCUCUUGCACUAUCUCGCACAGACUGUCGAAACGAACCAUCAACAACGAAUGACCCUGAAAUCAAGCAAGAAACAGACGUAUCUCUAGCAUCUAGCUUGCAUGAUUCCAAACACAACUCACCCGGAACAACAAGCUGCGAAUCCGACAAUACUGCUACACCUAUGGAAACCGCAGACGUUGACAUGAAGCAGAAAGCAGAGGCCGAAAACCACGACAAUAUAUCGCAAGAAGCAACUGGACAGCCUAACGUUUAUCAGUGUGCAGUCUGCGAACGUAAGCUGGCCAACCUGAAGUCAGUGUUGGAUCAUCAGUUCAAAGAGCACAACAAGGCGCGACACAAGGAACUUCCCAUUCACAUUGAUCUAGAACCAGACAUUCAUGAUCCUCGCUACUACUGCAAACCUUGCGGCAUAAAGCAUGCUUCACGCACGGAAUACCGUGAGCAUCUCAGAAGAGACCACUACAUGCUUCUAGAUCGACUGCGUGCAAAGGUAGUCCGUGAUGGCGCUGCUCCUGACCCUAAUGAUUCGAGUUUCUAUUGUUCUGCCUGUCAGUUUGCGUACAAAAAAAAAGCCACGUUUGUAAAGCAUAUGAAGGUCUGCCACAACUUGAAGUCAACACCGUUACGAAAGAAAAAGAUGAACCCUAACAUUACACCUGACUGGAGUGAUCCAGACUGGUACUGUAGAUCCUGUAAUUGCACUUACAAAUCAAAAGAAGGUUACAGCCUUCAUUGCCAAACCGUUCACAAUAUGACACCACCACUCAAGGGACCAGUGAAAGUGGAAGAGGCUGAAAGCAAAAAUACGAACAAACACUGCAAGCUGUGUCAAAUUACCUACAAAACGGCAGCUGGAUACAAAACACAUUAUCGAGUGGCCCAUGAGAAGAAACCCGCAGCAUCUGCCAAUUCAGAUAAAGUGCCUGAUCCCUUUGAUCCCAACAGCUAUUGCAAUGUAUGUGAAAGAACGUUUUGCGUCAAAUCCAGUUUCAAAUACCAUGUAUUGAUGAAACACAAGGUGGAUUAUCGAACCUUCAAACCAGACAUCAAUGACCCCAACUUCUACUGCCGCAUUUGUGAUAAAACAAUGACAUCCAAGAGAAAAUUCAUGCUUCAUCUACUAUCAUCACACUCCAUAGAUACAUCUGCCCACAACAGCAUAGAUGCCGAACCAGAUGCUCAUGACAGCACCAAUCACUGCCGCACCUGUCAACACACGUUUACAUCAAAAACCAAAUAUCAAACUCAUCUCAAAUUGAAGCAUAGGAUUAUCCUGACACCUUCUGGCCAACAAUAUGUUACCUCUUUGCCAGACCCUCAUGACCCCAACUUUCACUGCAGUGUGUGCGUUAGAACCUUCAAAACUUUGCCCAAAUAUCGUCAUCAUUGCAAGUACUCUCAUCUCAUGGUAAUGGGAUCUACCAGCAUCCCGGAUCCUGGAGCUACUAUUGACGUCGAUAAUCCUGAUUUCUACUGUUCCCAAUGCAAGCAUAAGUAUGCUCAAAAGCGUUAUUUCAAGCGUCAUUUGCUAACUAUUCACAACUUCAAUUUGGAUUCUUGA